AUGCUACUGGCUGUGGAAGGAGGAGGUUUUUUCUCAUCGUCAGCUUCAGGAUACAGUCAUGGCCUCGCUCUUUUGCUGCUUGGACGGAAAGAAGAAGAGAAGCCUGUCAAGGUAUCACCAUGGAGUCAGUACCGACUAGUCGAUGGGGAAGCUGAGCAUGUUUGUCAUCUGGCUUCCACGAAAAACCAAGCUCCCCGUAAAUGUGCUCCCUUCAUCUGCUUCGGUAGCACUGCUUUGGAGCUCGAAGGGGCAUCUCCUCCGAAACUGAGUUCAAGCAACACUUUGGACUCUUUGGAGGAGCCAUCCCGUUCAACAAAGAAGAAGGUUACCACUAAUGGUUCCAUAACUGGAGAUGAGAGAAAAGGUUGUCUUAAGAGCAACUCAAAAAGGGAUUCGUCAGAGCACUGUAUAGUGGUGAGUGAAGGUGAAGAACCACGUGAGUCACUGGAAGAGGUGCAAACCUUGAAAUCUGGUAUGGAACGGAGAAAAGUUCAAUGGACUGAUACAUGUGGAAAGGAGCUUUUUGAGAUAAGGGAAUUCGAAGCCAGUGAUGGAAGUUUGUCAGAUGAUGAACUGGAAAAUGAGGGUUUCAGGAAAUGUUUCUCGCCCAAGUGGAUAUCUUGGAUGAAGUCUUUUGUCCGAGGAGGAAGUGUAGCUAUAAAGGCAAACGAUGAUGUAAGACCUUAUGUUCAAACGAAGAAGGGUCUUCGACAGGACGAUCCCCUAUUCAUUAGGCUCUUCAACAUCAUAUAUGACAUGUUGGCCGUUCUAAUUGCUAAAGCCAAAGUUAUUUAUUCAGUUACUCGCUCACUCGGUACCCGGACUAUUCUUCAGAAUUCGGGUUCUCAAGAGUUGGUUGCAGGUUUGCAGCAGCUUGUCAAACAUUUGGAGCGGGUAGUCGUGUUUUACCCAGAAGCAUGGGUGGCGGCCUAG
Messenger RNA from Triticum turgidum subsp. durum (durum wheat), 933 nucleotides. NCBI's taxonomy places the organism in Eukaryota, Viridiplantae, Streptophyta, Magnoliopsida, Poales, Poaceae. The record is from the annotation of a GenBank genome assembly.